CAGACAGACAGACAGUCAGACAGAUGGACAAACUAUGUCUCCUGCUGGAGCUCAAGGACUGAAGGACACCGCAAAGCGCAGCUGAUAAGCGGCUUUAAUCGGCUAAUUUGGCCGCGGUGGCCUUUGCUGCAGGUGAACACACCGGAGCCGAAAACACCCGCAGUCCGACACACUCACCGCGGUCUGACCGCAGAGACGCUGCGGCCGGUCGUCUCUCAACAACCGGAGCUUUUAACCGAGGAGACAUGGAAUUCCUCCUCAACUUUCUAAUGCAUUGAGGAUUUGAAUGCGCUUUGGAUCAACUCCGCCCGAGUGUUUUCAUCUUCACGACACAAAAUGUUCUGUCUUAAGAAGGCACGCGGAACUUUAUCAGCAUCUGUUCAAUAAUUAUGAGUUAACGGUGUAAACGCGUUUUCUUUUGUGAAUUAGACCAAACUCCACCGGUUUCCAUCCUGUGUUUGGCGGAGGGUUUGUUUUUUUGUUGGUUGGUUUGCGUAAAUUGCGCACCGGAGCGCUCUGGAGCUCCACGGUACAGUCUGAGUCUCAGUGACACCAUGAUGAGACCACAGUGCGGAGACCAGAGUCCGGCCCGGCCUUCAUGAGAGCCCGCUUGCCGCGCUGCUGCGGCUCGGACCGGCACGGAGCGGAGCGGAGGAGCCGCGGCGGAGAUGGAGGCCAACCUGAGCGCGGCGGUGGCGGCCCCGGAGGCGGCCGCGAGGGGACACAACGUGCCGGCGCUGCUGUUCGGGGUGCUGCUGAUCGUGGUGAUCAUCUGCGGGAACCUGCUGGUGUGUCUGAGCGUGUUCACCGAGAAGGCGCUGAAGACCACCACCAACUACUUCAUCGUCAGUCUCGCGGUGGCGGAUCUGAUGCUCGCGGUGCUCGUGCUGCCGCUCUUCGUCUACUCCGAGUUCCAGGACGGCGUGUGGACCCUCAGCACCACCAUCUGUGACGGUCUGAUGACCAUGGACGUGAUGCUGUGCACUUCCUCCAUCUUCAACCUCUGCGCCAUCAGCAUCGACAGGUUCAUCGCCGUGUUAAUCCCUCUCAACUACAACAGGAAGCACGUGGACCUGCGGCAGACAGUGCUGCUGUCGGCCACCUGGAUCCUGGCCCUGGCCGUGGCCUCGCCCGUCAUGUUCGGCAUCAACAACGUGCCGGGCCGCGACCCCAGUGAGUGUAAACUAGAGAACGACGACUACGUCCUGUACUCGUCCGUGUGCUCCUUUUUCAUCCCCUGUCCCAUCAUGCUGCUGCUGUACUUCGGCAUGUUCCGCGGCCUGCGGCGCUGGGAGGAGGCUCGUAAAGCCAAGCUGAAGAACAGCAUCCAGGCCUGCCGCAAGCUGCAGGAGGCCGCUGCCUCGCUGCCACCACUGGCCUCACUGCCGCCACCGCUGCCGCCCAUCAUAGAGAGGGAGCUGACGGAUACUCCGGAUGAGCCGUCCACCUUCCCGUCCCCAGACCGGCCCUUCCACUCGUCAGAGUACAAAGACGGCCCCUUGCGGACGGUCAGCUUCGCAGAGAUCAAGUUCAACCCCGACCCUCGCAGGAAGAAGACGGCCAAGAUCAACAGCCGGGAGAGGAAGGCCAUGAAGGUGCUUCCUGUCGUUGUUGGUGCCUUCCUGUUCUGCUGGACUCCCUUCUUUGUCCUCCACACGAUGCGAGCUCGCUGUAAGGACUGCUACGUCCCACCAGCCCUGAUGAGCGUGGUGACGUGGCUCGGCUACGUCAACAGCGCUCUCAACCCCGUCAUCUACACAGUCUUUAACACCGAGUUCAGAAACUUCUUCAAAAAGUUCCUGCACCGCCUCUUCUCCAUGAACGCCCGAUGAGGACGCCGCUGCUGCAUGGGCGAUUUUUAAAUGCACAAUAGCUGCAAGAGUCACUACUGACUGUUGAUUUAUUGUCUGUAGUCUGUGUAUGUUUCUAUCAUUUCCUUCCUCUGUGAGGUUUUUAUUUUUCUACAUGUGACGACAGCAAAGUUUGUUUGAGCUUCAUGUUUCCUGUGAAGAAGCUUCAGUCUGAGGAACAAACUGUUCAGAGGAUCAGCGACACAUCUACAUCACACAACCGACAAGAACUGAUUUUAUAUGUUGAAAUUCAUCAUUUCAGAAUAAAGGUUUUCACACAAAAAAGCUG
Messenger RNA from Siniperca chuatsi (mandarin fish), 2139 nucleotides. Its product is annotated as D(4) dopamine receptor-like. The transcript has 4 exons. The record is from RefSeq and is a predicted model, not a curated record. Gene Ontology annotation, molecular function: dopamine neurotransmitter receptor activity, coupled via Gi/Go; G protein-coupled receptor activity. Gene Ontology annotation, biological process: adenylate cyclase-activating adrenergic receptor signaling pathway; adenylate cyclase-inhibiting dopamine receptor signaling pathway. NCBI's taxonomy places the organism in Eukaryota, Metazoa, Chordata, Actinopteri, Centrarchiformes, Sinipercidae. Bases 669 to 1832 code for a protein of 387 amino acids. Gene Ontology annotation, cellular component: plasma membrane.